This is a messenger RNA of Linum tenue, 1098 nucleotides long. The record is from the annotation of a GenBank genome assembly. NCBI's taxonomy places the organism in Eukaryota, Viridiplantae, Streptophyta, Magnoliopsida, Malpighiales, Linaceae.
AUGGCAUCGAGCCAUUAUGUAAUAAGAAGCCACAGAUUAUCAACAGAAGAAGAUUCAGAAUUGGAAAGACAAUUAAAGCUUCUAAAAAAGCCGGCCGUGACAACUAUUCAGACGAAGUAUGGCGAUUUGUACGAUUGUGUGGAUUUCUAUCAACAACCAGCCUUUGAUCAUCCUUUGUUAAAGGAUCAUAAGUAUGAAUUUAAGAAUCACGAAUUAAAUAGAAGGACAAAUACGGAUACAUAUGAUACCGAUACAUUUGACAUAUGGUCAAAUGGGAAAGGAUGUCCAUCUAAUACGGUUCCAAUAAGAAGAAUCACAAAACAAGACCUCAUCAAAGCAAAUAGGGCCGCUGAAUUGAGAUACAACAUUUCGCUCGAUUUAAAUCCAGGUGUUGAAGUCGCCAUGCUCAGAACAACUCAGCAAAACAAGUAUUAUGGAGGUGGAAUGGAUGUAGCUGUGUACCAUCCUGCAGUUCAAAGUACACAAUAUAGUUCUAGUCACGUGAAAGUCGAAAAUGGUCCCGACAGUAUUUCUGUUGGAUGGACGGUCAAUCCAAGUCUAUAUCCGGAUAACGAAACUCGAAUGUUCAUAUACACAACGACAAAGGACUCGUAUUGUUACAACACCUACUGCCCUGGUUUCAUAAUCAGCACCACUGAAGUGCCUAUAGAUUUGCUUCUCAAACCCUAUACUCAGAUCGGAGGGCCAUUGUAUGAGAAGAAAUUCUUUGUACGCAAGGAUGCUGCAAAUGGAGACUGGUUCUUGGUGAUCGGGAGAACGAACAUAACUGUGGGAUCCUGGCCGCAGAAGAUAUUCACAGCGCUGGCGGAUUCUGCAAACUACGUAGAAUGGGGAGGAGAAGUUUACAGUCCUCCAGGCACCGAUCCUCCGCCAAUGGGUGCUGGACAGAAGCUGCAGCAGAAGCUGUAUAGUGAUUGUUAUGGCAGGCAAGUGAAUCUCAUCGACGAAAACCAUGAGAUCGAUCACGAUCCACCCUCGUGCGAAACUUAUCAGAGCAGCAAAAGAUACCAGGUGAUAGAUGAGGGAUUUGAUGCUGGGCCUGGAAUUGGACGCCUUAUUUUCUUUGGCGGUCCUUAG